AGGGACGUGCGCUUAUGAGGCGCGGCCGCGGAGCACUGCUGUUGCCCGGACGAUGGCUGGGACGGCGCUCAAGAGGCUGAUGGCCGAGUACAAACAAUUAACACUGAAUCCUCCGGAAGGAAUUGUGGCAGGCCCUAUGAACGAAGAAAAUUUUUUUGAGUGGGAGGCCUUGAUCAUGGGCCCAGAAGAUACCUGUUUUGAGUUUGGUGUUUUUCCUGCCAUCCUGAGUUUUCCACUUGAUUAUCCCUUAAGUCCCCCAAAGAUGAGAUUUACCUGUGAGAUGUUUCAUCCCAACAUCUACCCGGAUGGGAGGGUCUGCAUCUCCAUCUUGCACGCCCCCGGCGACGACCCCAUGGGCUACGAGAGCAGCGCUGAGAGGUGGAGCCCCGUGCAAAGUGUGGAGAAGAUCCUGCUGUCGGUGGUUAGCAUGCUGGCAGAGCCCAAUGACGAGAGCGGCGCCAACGUGGAUGCGUCCAAGAUGUGGCGGGAUGACCGCGAGCAGUUUUACAAGAUCGCCAAGCAGAUCGUACAGAAGUCUCUGGGUCUCUGAACGCCACUGGACACGCGUGCACACACGAGGGGGCCUCUGCGUGCAUGCGUGCACGCGCAUGGACACCACCACCAGGCCGGCUCCUUGCUCCUCCUCGAGAGACCAUGACAGUGACACUGCUAGCACCAAAAAGGCAAACUUGUAGAACCGCCGCAUCCGCUGUGUUCCCACCACUCCCGCCCCACACGGGCUGCUCUCCUGAGAGGGCGGCAUAGGUAGGAAAAUGGCAGCUCACUGCCACGGCAAAGUAUUUCACUCACCGGAGGGCAGGCUGUCGGCACCGCCUCUACCCCCUCCCCGCAAACUCCACUGCCCCCCAGAGCUCAGGAGCCCCUGCCCUCGUGCCACGUGGAGGGUUCGGACAUGCCAAAUUCUCAGUGGAUUAGACUCCACAGUACUCCUUCCAAAGAAAUGUCCCUGCGGCAGAGACAGAGGGAGGGCCUGCCCACCCCAUGGGGAACACAGGGCGCUGGCUUUGUUACUACGUAGUGUACCAGCAAGCGCUUUCCCUCCAAGCGAAGUCAACCCUGGUGUGUAUUACGAACUGGCACACAGAAUCCUCUUGGGAAAUACAUACCUUCUCACAUGUGUGUCGAUGGCAACUUGGGAACAUAGAAAUCUCUUGCUGUCCCUCAGGACCAGCAGCUCCUUUCUGCCUUGACUGCUGUCUCGGAUUCCCGAGACCUGCCCAAGCCACCCCGCUGAGAUGGCCCUCACCUACCCCCUGGGCGGGUGUGCGCUUCACACCUGUGGUCUGGGCUUUGGUUGUCAUCCGAGUGGAUGGAGCACAGCAGUGGGCUCUGCCAUCGUGGAAGUGGCCCAGGGUCCUAGGCGCUGGGUGCCACUCCCCAUAUGGACAGCAGGGCUGCGGCUCCGCUUUCUUCGCCCCGCACUCAGCAAUAACGGCCCAUGGCCCGCAGCACUUGGGCUCAGCGUGCCGCCCAGGCUGUGUGCAGUGGGAGUUUCUACUUUGGAGCAAACAAGGGCUUCCCUUGGCCUCUCCCUCGCUGGACCGAGUGGUCUGUUUAACUGACCCCACACACUCAGCUUCAUGGUGUUCACAUCACAGCUAAAGGGGCCCCUAUGGGCUUCUGUGGAAACCAGAUCACUUCUUCUCUUCUCAGCAGGGCCCUGUUGGAAAGUGGAAGUUCAGCACGGCCUGUGGAAGGGGAGGGAGGGAGAGGUGCUCUGAGACAGAGCAGUCUUGGAGCGCAGCAGCAGGCGUGCUCAUCUACCCAUGGGGCAGGGGGUGUGGGAGCUCAUGGGCAGGGCCUCCACAGGGUGCCCACCAGGCUUCAGGCUAUCUUGGCAGGAGAGCAGCCAUCUCCGUGAAAGACAAAGUAUUUUUUUUCAUUUGUAUUUAUUACAUGGAGAGGGAAGAAUUCCAAAUCCCAUGCUGUCCUUAUUCUGAGUGGUGGAAUUUAAUGACAAUGUAAAACAAUAAAGCUCUUUUCCCUGUUCUGGA
Messenger RNA from Echinops telfairi (small Madagascar hedgehog), 2015 nucleotides. It is a transcript of the gene UBE2G2, whose product is annotated as ubiquitin conjugating enzyme E2 G2. NCBI's taxonomy places the organism in Eukaryota, Metazoa, Chordata, Mammalia, Afrosoricida, Tenrecidae. Bases 53 to 550 code for a protein of 165 amino acids. Gene Ontology annotation, cellular component: endoplasmic reticulum; cytosol. The transcript has 6 exons. The record is from RefSeq and is a predicted model, not a curated record.